UGAUUGUGCUGAGUCAUUUUCAGUCCGUUAAACAUUAUUUACUGAGAGCCUGGAAAGGGUGGAUAUAAGGGAAGUUGCCUGAUUGGUUGUCUCUUCAGACUUUGGAGGCGGUAUCAACGCAUGGCUGCAGUCAGCAUCUGGAAGAGGUUACUUACCCUGUUGCUUACUCUGAAAAGUAUUCCAGAGUACAACUGCAACUUGAAAAUGUCUUUCAUAAAAGUAGACGAAGAAUCUCAUUUCUCCUUUCAUAACCUACCUUACGGUGUUUUCUCCACUUCCGACAACCCAAGGCAUCGGAUCGGUGCUGCCAUUGGAGAUCAAAUAUUGGACCUCAGUGCGAUAAAGCACCUUUUCAACGGACCUGCCUUGUCAAAGCAUCCGGAUGUUUUUGACCAGCCAACGUUAAAUGCGUUCAUGAGCUUGGGUCAUGAGGCCUGGAGAGAAGCCAGAAGAUAUUUGCAGAAGUUCCUAUCUGCAAAUGAGAGUAUGUUACGUGAUGACGUGAGCCUUAGGAGCAGAGCAUUUGUGCAUCAGAAUUCUGCGGUGAUGCAUCUUCCGGCAGAGAUUGGUGACUACACUGAUUUCUACUCCUCCAGAGACCAUGCCACCAAUGUUGGGAUCAUGUUCCGUGGGAAGGAGAAUGCCCUUAUGCCUAACUGGCUGCGGCUGCCGGUGGGAUACCACGGCAGGGCCUCCUCGGUGGUGGUGUCAGGCUCUCCGAUCCGAAGACCCACGGGUCAGAUGAGGCCCGAUCCAACUAAGGCCCCGGUCUUCGGUCCCAGCAAGCAGCUAGACAUUGAAUUGGAAAUGGCGUUUUUUGUGGGAGCUGGGAACAAAUUGGGGGAGCCCAUUCCCAUCGAGAAAGCCCACGAGCACAUCUUCGGCAUGGUGCUGAUGAACGACUGGAGUGCUCGGGACAUCCAGGCGUGGGAGUAUGUACCCUUGGGACCUUUCCUGGGGAAGAACUUCGGGACGACCAUCUCCCCCUGGGUCCUGCCUAUGGAGGCACUGCUCCCCUUUGUUCAGCCCAAUGCAGUUCAGGACCCCGAGCCGCUGCCUUAUCUCCGUCACGACGACGCCUACACCUUCAACAUCAACCUCUUUGUGUCUGUGAAAGGCGAAGCAAUGACGGAAGCCGCCACCAUCUGCAAGUCCAACUUCAAGUACAUGUACUGGACGAUGAAGCAGCAGCUGGCCCAUCACACGGUCAAUGGCUGCAAUAUGCGACCCGGAGACCUGCUGGCCUCGGGGACCAUCAGUGGACCGGAGCCCGAGAGCUUUGGCUCGUUGCUGGAGCUGUCAUGGAGGGGCUCAAAAAGCAUUGAUCUGGGCGGUGGAGAGAGCAGAACAUUCCUGAAGGACGGCGAUGAGGUUACCCUUACAGGUUAUUGCCAGGGCCAUGGCUAUCGGGUAGGCUUCGGCCCGUGUCGGGGAACGAUCGUCCCAGCACUGCAGCAGUGAGGCCCAUGUUGCUCCGACAGUGGCCAUCUGUCCCCCCCCCCCCCCCCCCCCAGAGAGGGCAGCGCAGACACCCACAGACACCGGCCGAGAGCAACACAGAAUCUCUGCAGAGCGAGGGCGAACAACCCCUCCCUUAAUGGCCUCUCGUCGCUCUGUUAAUUGAGUGUCACCGCACUGGGAGAUGCAGUUACUUUUUAUUUUUACAGGACCGCCAUUCUAGCAGUAUAGAAAUAUUUAGUGUUAUAAAACAAUUGGGUUCUAUUGAAUUAUUUAGCUGUUUCUGAUUGGACGAGAGACGUUCCAUGAGUUGGAAUAUCCCAGGACAUCCCAACUCGGACUUU
Molecule: messenger RNA, 1802 nt
Organism: Clupea harengus (Atlantic herring)
Lineage: Eukaryota; Metazoa; Chordata; Actinopteri; Clupeiformes; Clupeidae
Gene: fah
Product: fumarylacetoacetate hydrolase (fumarylacetoacetase)
Biological process (GO): L-phenylalanine catabolic process; homogentisate catabolic process; L-tyrosine catabolic process
Molecular function (GO): fumarylacetoacetase activity
Source: RefSeq, a predicted model, not a curated record